AUGCCUAGAACAUCAUUUAAAUUAUAUUCAUAUUGUGAUGAAAUAAUUCAAACUGAUAGUGAAAAUGAAAAUUUGGAAGAGGCAGAUGAUGAAUAUGAAAUUGCUAAUUUUUAUUGUCGGCUUGGAAUGUUUUUGUCUGCUACUAAUUAUUUGUUAGGAAAAAUUAUUGAAAAUGAUGAUAUAAUAAAAGCAAUAAAUGGAAGCAUAAAAGGGAUUGAAUUUACAAGAAAAGAAUUUUCUCAAAGAUUUAAUAAUUCAAAAAAUCAUUUGACACCCAUUGUCGAGGAAAUGAGAAAAAUUCUUUUGGAAGAUGAAAAGCUUAAAUUUAAAGAUUUAAAGUUGAGAGAAAUUUUUGGAAAGGAGAUGACUGCAGAAAAUUUGGAUGAAAAAAUGGGUGAAUUUAUUAAAUUACGGAUUACAUUUGAUCCAACUGAAGUUGAGAAUUUUGCUGAAAUUAUUUUUAAAUAUUUAAAUAAAUUAAUGGGAAAUCAAGAACACGAUAAAAUAAAAUUUGUUUGUUAUAUUAAAUAUUUUUUUAAGUGUUAUUUAGUAUAUCAAUUCAAAGCUGGACGUGGGCUGGGUUUGAAUUUUUGUGAUAAGGUCCAGGCCUGA
Molecule: messenger RNA, 612 nt
Organism: Meloidogyne enterolobii
Lineage: Eukaryota; Metazoa; Nematoda; Chromadorea; Rhabditida; Meloidogynidae
Source: the annotation of a GenBank genome assembly